CAAAGCCUAUCGCGUCUCCAAUAUCCGUCUUCCACAAGAAAGAUUGUUGCUAUCAGCCUACAACUCCAAAACCACACGACAAAACCAUCGGCCGACCCAAACCCUCAACUCCGAUCACCCCGAUGGCGUCCGAUGAGGCCUCCGCGCCGCUGGCGGACCGAAUUCGGGUGGUCGGCGCGUGGGCCGGCGCCCUGGAGGUGGACCUGGGCGCUUGGACGGUGCCGAUUCUGCGGGCGGAGGUAGCGCGGCGGGCAGGGGGCGUGGAGCCCGGCCGCGUCGGCCUCAUCUUCGGCGGCCGCGUUCUCAAGGACGACCCCCCCGCGUCGCUGCGGCAGGCGGGACUCAAGGGCAACGCCAAGGUGCUCUCUACGGUCACCUCCCCCGAUCGCGGCAAGGAAAUCGCUGCCGAGGCCGCCGUGGCGAAGGCCGAGGAGGAGCACGCCGCUAGGCUUGUCAGGCUCUGGGAUGCUGCAAAAGCUUUGUCUCAAAGGCAUACGGAUGGUUCCUUCCUCGAAGAAGAAGAAGACUACAACUUAGAUCUCGAGGAUCAAAGUGGCCAGAAAGUGAUGUUUGGAUCUGUAGAUGAUAUGAAGGCUUUGAAGAUGGCUCUAAUGCUACAUCAAAAAGCCAAAACUCUUAUGAAGAAGGAAAUGCAUAAGGAAGCACUUGAUGUGUUAGUAAUGGCUGAGGAAGCUUUCUCCCUUUGUGAUGCAAAACUCAUUGAGAGGGUUGAUAAUGUGCCAAUGCUUCAACUGGAUAUAGUCUGGUGCUAUUUUAUGCUUCGUGACAUAUCACGCUUAGAAGUCGCAGGAACUCGCCUCGAAAAAGCACGGUUAGGAUUUGAACGUUCCCAUGGUAAAGAUUCCACUCGCUUCAGAUUACUCCAGGCUGGCCGUCAAGCAGAUCUUGCUAUUUAUGUAAGGCUGGAGCUUUUGGAAGGAGUGGUAGCAUAUCAUAAUGGUAAUUCUGAAAAAGCACGUGGAUCUCUCACUUCUGCGCAAGCUAAAUACCUGCAGCUUCAAGUACCAGAUGAAGCUAUAUCAAUGUUAAUGGAUAUGGGCUAUGAAGCAAGGUCUGCAAAAAGAGCAUUAAAGAUGACUGGCUAUGAUAUUCAAUCAUCUGUUGACCUCUUAUGUGAAGAGCGUGACAAAAAAAAUCGUAGAAAAGAGGAGGAUCGAAAGGCACAAAGAGAGAUCAUGGAACAAAAGACAUAUGGUAAAACACCUAUGAACAAGGCAGUUGACAUGCAGAAGCUGAGAGGCUUGACUACAAUUGGGUUUGAGAAGUAUCUUGCUGCAGAAGCACUGCGCAUCAAUGAAAAUGAUGCUGAAAAAGCAUUAAAUCUUUUGACAAAUCCCGAACAAAACUGCAUCCUGCAAAGUAAAAUUCUGGCAAGGAGGAGCCGAUCAUCUCGAUCAUCUCGUGGGUUGGGUGCAGGAUCAUCGAGCUCCAGGGCUGCUGCUGCCUUGACUUCGGUUAUCGCUCCACCACAUCCUGCGGAUGGAAACCCUCCAGAGGGAAAUGACGCCCAGUUUGUGAACAAUGGAGAGGCUGUGAACAUUGAAGAAACUGUAAACCAUGAUGAAGUUAUGAGUGAUGAAGAAGCAAACCCCCCUCAUCCUGUUCCAGUCAGAGACAUGUCGAUGGAAAAUGAGCUUGCCCAUGAACUGACGGGGGAUGCCUUAGAUGACUAUGAUAUUGAUGUCAGCAAGGAAGGACAGGCUAUUGCAGAGUACAUGAGCUUAUUGGAGUCCGCUGCUAGUUCUUGAUGUGCAGUACUCUACUAGAUCUCAAGCGUCAGAAGGAAAAUACAGCUAGCCUCAAAUUCACAGUUUACUUAGCAGGGUCGAUUUGUACAUAAUGCUGCCCUUAUGAAUAAUGGUGCCUGGAAAUUUACUGUUGGGCCGAAGCCGUCUCUCUCAUGGAUCUAACUUUGUGUACUGAUUCUGAUUGCAUACAGAAUUUUAGGGAUAUCCGCCCUGCAAA
Phragmites australis (common reed) is the source of this 1986-nucleotide messenger RNA. RefSeq lists its product as uncharacterized. Gene Ontology annotation, molecular function: protein binding. The transcript is spliced from 11 exons. NCBI's taxonomy places the organism in Eukaryota, Viridiplantae, Streptophyta, Magnoliopsida, Poales, Poaceae. Gene Ontology annotation, biological process: regulation of ubiquitin-dependent protein catabolic process. The record is from RefSeq and is a predicted model, not a curated record. Bases 123 to 1769 code for a protein of 548 amino acids.